Messenger RNA from Schizophyllum commune H4-8, 1358 nucleotides. RefSeq lists its product as uncharacterized. The transcript has 10 exons. NCBI's taxonomy places the organism in Eukaryota, Fungi, Basidiomycota, Agaricomycetes, Agaricales, Schizophyllaceae. Bases 167 to 1255 code for a protein of 362 amino acids. The record is from RefSeq and is a predicted model, not a curated record.
GUGCUAUUGGUUCGGCGCACGCGGGCGCAUGGGUACUAGGAUUCCGACGCGACGCGGUUGACCCUUGCCUUCGUCCAAUUCGCGCUCGCCGCAGUGCGCGCGAUGAAUAUAACAAGGGCCCACUGACGGACGCGAGCGCGAACCCCCCAUGGAGGGGCUCUACACGAUGGCGUCUGCGGUGGUGCGCCGCGCCGAUAUCACACCGGUGGAGAAGGCGACGGCGAUGCAGGCUGUAAACUGGAGCUCCUUGUCGGCGCUCGCAUUCCUGGUGUACGACAUACUAUUGACCACGGCUGACGAGAUCGACUUGAUGUGGCCCACUACCUGGAGUUGGAUGAAGAUCGUCUACUUUUUUAUGCGCUACGUCCCCCUUGGCGUACAAGUCUCUGCACUAUUCAUCGGAACGGAAAUCACACCUCAGUUCCACUUCACCCAUUACGACUGCAUAAUAUGGCAAAUAUACCUGAGCGUGUCGGUGUUGAUUAUAGUCAUCCUGGCCGAUACGGUGCUCGUGUUGCGAGUCUACGCGCUCUAUACGGAUAACAAGCUCGUCAAAUGGGUCGUCGGCAUUCUCUAUGCAAUAGAGGUCCUCAUGAUGAUCAUCGGCGUCUUCAUGGGUGUACCCUACAUCGAAGUGGAUGAGCUCUGUCUCACGACAAACAUGCCCUGGACAUAUUUGUUCUUUUUCGGAUCUGCUAUUGUUUUCCAAGUCACUCUUUUCGUACUGACACUCUACAAAUUCAUACUGGGACUCAGGGAAGGAUGGGGAAACAACCCAUUGCCAAGGCUUCUUGCUCGGGAUGGAACAUGGGCAUUCUUCCUCUUGACACUCAUAAUCUUUGCCUACGGAAGUCUGCAUUUCGUGGGGAACGGCGCCUACGCGGCCUUGUUCUACUGCUGGCUGAUCAGCAUGUAUUCAUUCUGCUCCUACCGCAUUCUCCUCAACCUUCGCCACGUUGCGCAGCAAUCUGCUGGAUUCACAUCCUCCUCUUACGAAGGCGAGACCGGCUCCCUCCCCAUCUUCACCACUGUUCCCACCCUCGAUCCCCGCGCCAUCGAAUACCUCGACGCAGAGCCAGAGGAACAGACCCGAUCUGUCCGCUUCCGGCUGGCGGAAAGGGCAUCCAAAUUUUGGAGGCCGAACCGUGACUGGCUGGACAGUAGACGAGAAACGCGACGAGAGGAUACUCACAGUGGCGAUACUGCGUUGGAGCUGGAUGCGCUACGACCGCGGUCGCCAGAGCGUUGGCCAUGACCCUGGCGCGGCCUAUAAGGCCUGCUGCGUUGUAUUCUGCUGUCUUUAUUGUAUUUUUUGUGGACUGUACUCACCUAAUGUUAUAGAAGUGGAUGAUGCGCUA